Glycine soja is the source of this 832-nucleotide messenger RNA. Its product is annotated as early nodulin-93-like. Bases 116 to 466 code for a protein of 116 amino acids. NCBI's taxonomy places the organism in Eukaryota, Viridiplantae, Streptophyta, Magnoliopsida, Fabales, Fabaceae. The record is from RefSeq and is a predicted model, not a curated record. The transcript has 4 exons.
UAAUAAUAAAUAAGCCUUCGAUUUUCGAUUUGAUUCAGAGAACCUAAGAGAUAUAAAUAAGCCAUAAUAAGGAUUCGAUUCGGAAAAGAAGAAAAGACAUUCAACAAACAACGCAAUGGGUAUUCCGUCGGAACUGAGGGACAUGUUGUUGCCCAACAAAAAGGGCGUCCUCGUUGCCUCUCCCGCAGAGGACAGGAAGACUUUGAGGUCCAAGCAAUGCACUAGGGAAGGUGUGCGAGCUGGAUUCAAGGCUGCUUCCAUUGCUGGUGUUGCCAGUGCUGUGCCUACAUUGGCUGCAGUUCGUAUGAUUCCAUGGGCAAAGGCAAACCUCAAUUAUACUGCUCAGGCACUUAUCAUAUCUGCUGCAUCCAUCGCCUCAUACUUCAUCACUGCUGAUAAAACUAUCUUGGAGUGUGCAAGGAAAAAUGCCAAGCUUGAAGAUGCUUUGAGACACAAUCAACAAUAGUUGUCUUAGAAACUGAAAGAAGUACCCAUCAUUGUUCUUGGUGCAUGAUGGUGCUACUCGUUGUAAUACAAUCAAUAAGCCUAUUGCAAAGUGUUAAUUUCUUGGUCUGUAUUUCAAGGUGCAUAUUCUUAAACAAUAUGUUUGUUUUGUAUGAGUCUGACAGAGUCGUUUGGAAUUGCCACUCCCUAUGGCUUCAGAAGUUGAAAAUCUAAGGGCCCGUUUGGAGUGGUUGAGUUUUUGAUUUUUGGGUUUUAGAGUUUAAUUGUUGACUUGAAUUGUUUUUCUAGCUUGGGUGACCAUCUCUAAUUGUCAUCAUAAAAAGAAGACUUGGAACCUACAAAAUUGCAUGAGCAGUUUCACAAUCAA